Messenger RNA from Urocitellus parryii (Arctic ground squirrel), 4023 nucleotides. It is a transcript of the gene Engase, whose product is annotated as endo-beta-N-acetylglucosaminidase. Gene Ontology annotation, cellular component: cytoplasm. Lineage: Eukaryota; Metazoa; Chordata; Mammalia; Rodentia; Sciuridae. Gene Ontology annotation, molecular function: mannosyl-glycoprotein endo-beta-N-acetylglucosaminidase activity. Gene Ontology annotation, biological process: protein deglycosylation. The record is from RefSeq and is a predicted model, not a curated record.
GGGCGGGGGCGGGGGCGGGCCCGGGCCUGCGAUUGGCUCUCGGAGCCGGUGUCGCGGCGGCCAGAGCGCCAGAUCAUGGAGCCUUCUACGGUGCUGACCCGGGCCACCGUGCGGCGGCGGCGGCAGGGACCGGCGGCCCCGGAGGCGAUGGCGCGGAAGGAGCCGGAUCGGUUGCCCAGGCGGCAGCGGCGGCCGGGGCGUAGAAUCAAAGAGGACCAAGAAGCAGCAGCAGUCUUUCGAGAAGUGGUCAGUUUCACUCCGGAUCCUUUGCCAGUUAGAUAUUAUGACAAGGACACCACAGAACCCAUCAGCUUUUACUUYUCUUCGCUGGAGGAACUCCUGGCCUGGACGCCCCGCAUGGAAGAUGGCUUCAAUGUGGCCCUGGAGCCCUUGGGGUGUCGUCAGCCCCCACUGAGCAGCCGUAGGCCCCGGACCCUUCUGUGCCAUGACAUGAUGGGCGGGUACCUGGACGACAGGUUUAUUCAGGGCUCAGCGGUGCAGAAUCCCUACUCCUUCUACCACUGGCAGUACAUUGACAUCUUUGUGUACUUCAGCCAUCACACGGUCACCAUCCCCCCCGUGGGCUGGACCAAUGCUGCCCACAGGCACGGGGUCUGUGUGCUGGGGACUUUUAUCACGGAGUGGAAUGAGGGGGCCCGGCUCUGCGAAGCCUUCCUGGCGGGGGAGGAGCRCUCCUACCAGGCGGUGGCCGACCAGCUGGUCCAGAUUGCUCAGUUUUUUCAUUUCGAUGGCUGGCUGAUCAACAUAGAAAACUCUCUGAGUCUGGCCGCUGUGAGGAACACGCCUCUUUUCCUGCGGUACCUGACCACUCAGCUGCACCGUCAGGUCCCAGGGGGCCUGGUGCUCUGGUACGACAGUGUGCUGCAAAGUGGGAGCCUCAAAUGGCAGGAUGAGCUCAAUGAGCACAACAGGGUCUUCUUUGAUUCUUGUGACGGCUUCUUCACCAACUACAACUGGCGGGAAGAACACCUGGAGCGGAUGCUGGGCCAGGCGGGGGAGCGCCUGGCCGAUGUGUACGUGGGUGUGGACGUGUUUGCCCGCGGGAAUGUGGUCGGAGGCCGAUUUGACACGGACAAGUCGCUGGAGCUGAUCCGAAAGCAUGGCUUCUCCGCAGCGCUGUUUGCCCCUGGCUGGGUGUAUGAGUGUCUGGAGAAGGCGGACUUCUUCCAGAACCAGGACAAGUUCUGGAGUUUGCUGCAACGCUUCCUGCCCACACAUAGCAUCUGCUCCUUGCCCUUCGUCACGUCUUUCUGCCUGGGCAUGGGGACACGGAGAGUCUGCUAUGGCCAGGAGCAGGCCGUGGGGCCCUGGUACCACCCGAGUGCCCAGGAGACACAGCCCCUGUUUGGGGAACACAAGCUGCCCGGGGACGGCGGGGGCUGGGUGAAGAUGCACUGCUGCCUGGCGGAUGCCUGGCACGGGGGCAGCUCCCUGCUGCUCCAGGGGGUGAUCCCGCCUGAAGUUGGCAAUGUGGCUGUGAGGUUGUUUUCCCUGCAGAUCCCCGUGCCGCCCAGAAUAUUUCUGUCCUUGGUGUAUAAGCUCGAAGGGCCCUCAGAUGUCGGGGUCGCUUUGGAGCUCACUACAGGGGAUGCUGGCGGCUGUCACAUUGGCAGCAUCUCAGUGCUGAAUGCAGAGACAGGUUCCAGGCAGAGCCUCCAACCCCUCCAGGUACCCCCCACCAAGCUGGCCAGAUGGGCAGGCCACUGUGGCCAGCCGCUCAGCGGGGGCUGGAUCCAGCGCUGCUACGAGGUGAGCCUACGUGGGUGCCUCCUGCAGGACCUCUUCGUGAACUUCUCACGGCCUCCGGGAAGCCGGAAGAAGGAGAGCUUCGCAUGCCGCCUUGGCGAGAUCCAGGUGGUGGAUGCUGACAGCCUGCUGGCCCCUCUGCACCAGGUGCAGGACGUCACUGUCUCCCAGGUCCGCUGGCAGCAGCCCGCCCCUGUACUGGAGGGCCGACCGGUCCGGCUCAGGCUCAGCUGCCUGCUGCACUGGUCCUACCUCCUCCUCCAGGUGCGGUGCUUCCGAGUCCACUGCUGGGAGGGGACUAGAAGUGACUCUCCCAGCAGAGAGCCUCCAGGGCCAGAGAAGCCCACAUUCCUGGGCCUGGCUUUUGCCAACCAGUACCGGGUGGUGGACUUGGUGGUGGAGGCUCCUGGACCCCGCCAGGAUGGCCGUGUGGAGUUCCUGGUGGAGCCUGUCCCCAGGGAGGGCUUCCUGGUGCCUCAGGCGGAGUGGGGCAGGGCGGCCCUGCUCUAUUCCUCCCCACGGUAAGCCAACCCCAGGCAGACUCUCCUCACCCAAGACUCAAGGUUUCUUGGUGGCUGCCGCAAGCUGCCCUAGGUCCCACUCAGGAGGUCAGGUCCUUAGAGGGUUGCCCCCCAGCUCCGCUGUGGCCUCUGGUGGGGCGUUGGUUGUAGGAAGCAGAUUGCUGACUGAUGGUUCUGCUGUUGUGGGACCCCUCUCCACAGUGCGUGGUUCCCAGGGUAAAAGGAGAGGAUCUGGGGAGGUUUUGUCUGGAGAAUUACAUAAAGGAUGUUCCCUAACAGGCUGAAAGGCUUUGAUGCUGAGAACAGUGACCUUUUGUUCCUGAAGACCCAACUGAAAUGGUGGCAGGGAGGCUCUGGGGCAGAGCCAGGGCCCAUCGGAGGUCUUCUGAGGUGGCCCUCAGGGUGGUGGGCAGGAACGAGGGCUGUCUGCAGGGCAGGGCGGCAGAGACGGUGUCUUGGGGGAUGGAGCUCAGGGCUGGCUGGCACUGCGUGUGUCCUGCCCCCAGCUGGAGAAGGCGGGCUGCCACUGACCAGACCACUGCGGGAGCCAGCAGGCCUUGGCCUCCGCUGCSUCUCCUCCAGGUGACAGGCUCACAGCGAGCUUCCACUCAGGCAGUGUGGCCCGGGUCGCCUGCCGCCCCUUUCCCUCUGCUCUCUGCCUUCCCCCUCCCUGGYGGCUUUGGCCCGCUGACACUGUCUUUAGGCCUCGGUGGUGCAGCCUGGCCCCUGCUCUCCUUCGAGUGCCUGUGUGGAGUCUGCUGUGAUGAUGGACAGGGUCAGAGGUUCGCAGGGGUGUCGCCCCCAGGCCACACAGGGCCACUGUUGGGGUUCACCUUCUCUGCCCCUGUCCUCUUUCUAUGCUGGAGGUCUUACCUGGGGCGGGAUCUGUGGUAAGGGAAGAGGUUACCAGGUGGCCAGUGUAGGGGGCUGACCAGCUGGACCAGGCCAGGAGCCUAGAGGGCAGGGGCUCAGCUCUGCCCCCUCCCUUCCUGUGUUCCCUGGUCCUCUCUGGAGUGGAGUUCCAUGCUCCUUCCUGACUGAAUGUUCUUCCAUGUCUCCCAAGGGCCACCCAGCCCUCAGGUGGACAAGUGAGGACCCAGGGCACUGGGCAGGGCCAUGUCUUCCCAGCUGGGGGUAUGACACGGUGCCAGCCAGCCAUGUCUCUCUGGCUAAUCCAAAACUGAGGCCACCAGUGCUGGCCCUCCUGCGUUCUAGACAGCUUGGAUGGGCAGUUCUGGGACCGGGAGACCAUGGCCGCUCCUGCCGGCCUGCCGUGUGCUCUGCUCACCGCUUUCUCUGAUUUGGAUCUCCAGUUUGCCAUUCCCCGGGGCACCUGGAGUGCGCKCAGCCCGGGUGCCCAGAGGAGGCGUUGGGGUGCAGGGCUGGCCGGGCUGCCCACCUGGCCUUGGGGCCCUGGCUGCCAGAUGCCCAACAGCYGCCUCAGUGUCCCGUUUGCCCCGUUUCCUGAGGCCUGGCUUUAGUUAUUUAUUUAAGUGCAAAUAUUUUAUGUAGAGAAGAAGGGRAAAUUUAUAGUGGCAAUUAUUUUCUCACAGUCUGGUGAGCAAGCAAUUAGAAGUGAGGGGGCUUAGUGGAGCAUGGCAUGUGACAGAGCCAUGCAACCCCGCUCCCCAGGAGCACRGUCCCCAGUCCCAGCCAUACAAACUUCUAUGCAAGAAAAUUAAUCUGCCGGCAUUUAAGCCCGGGCCCCUCUGGUGGGUGUAAUCACUCUGAAAUA